GAGGGUGAUGGAGCACUAAUUUUAUAUCUUAUCUGGGCAUAUAUUCCUGAGACUUGGCUGUUCUCCUUGGGACUGACAUACUGGCCUCAAAAGUACUGGGCAGUUGCUUUGCCAGUGUACCUCCUGGUGGCUGUAGGAAUUGGUUAUAUAUUGCUUUUUGGGAUUAACAUGAUGAGCACAGCUCCCCUUAACUCCACACACACCAUCACAGAUAACUAUGCAAAAAAGCAGCAGCAGAAGAAAUUCCAAGAGGAAGCAAUUCCAGCAUUGAGGGACAUUCCCAUCAGUGAAGUAAACAGAAUGUUCUUCCUUCCUGAAAAAGGCAUCUGCAAUAGCAGGGUUAUUGAAUUACCAGGAAUACCAGAAACAAGAAAGCUUCAGGGUUUUAUUUCAAAGUCUCUCCAGACACAAAAGGAUUUCCUCUCGUUUCCCCGUUCCAUUGACUCAUUCUCCUUGAGUUGGCAUCAUCAUCAUCAUUGUAGAAGUGAAUUGUGGCUUGGACUGGAAAACUCGCCAGAACCUUCUCUCCCAUCGUUUGGAGCAUCUCCUGAUCCUUCAGCCCUCAUUAUACCCCACACUACAGAGGCAUCUCAGAUGCUGCAGGUGUGUGGAUGGACCAGAAAGUUUGGCUAAGAAGGAUCUGAGAAGCUUC
Molecule: messenger RNA, 652 nt
Organism: Lepidothrix coronata (blue-crowned manakin)
Lineage: Eukaryota; Metazoa; Chordata; Aves; Passeriformes; Pipridae
Gene: PIGP
Product: phosphatidylinositol glycan anchor biosynthesis class P
Exons: 8
Coding region: 169-633 (154 amino acids)
Source: RefSeq, a predicted model, not a curated record